Molecule: messenger RNA, 1443 nt
Organism: Carassius gibelio (silver crucian carp)
Lineage: Eukaryota; Metazoa; Chordata; Actinopteri; Cypriniformes; Cyprinidae
Exons: 2
Coding region: 253-1248 (331 amino acids)
Biological process (GO): DNA transposition; DNA integration
Molecular function (GO): DNA binding
Source: RefSeq, a predicted model, not a curated record
AACAAGUUACCAGUAGGUUCAGUAGAUUCUCAGAAAACAAAUGAGACCCAGCAUUCAUGAUAUGCACGCUCUUAAGGCGGUGCAAUUGGGCAAUUAGUUGAAUUAGUUGAAAGGGGUGUGUUCAAAAAAAUAGCAGUGUGGCAUUCAAUCACUGAGGUCAUCAAUUUUGUGAAGAAACAGGUGUGAAUCAGGUGGCCCCUAUUUAAGGAUGAAGCCAACACUUGUUGAACAUGCAUUUGAAAGCUGAGGAAAAUGGGUCGUUCAAGACAUUGUUCAGAAGAACAGCGUACUUUGAUUAAAAAGUUGAUUAGAGAGGGGAAAACCUAUAAAGAGGUGCAAAAAAUGAUAGGCUGUUCAGCUAAAAUGAUCUCCAAUGCCUUAAAAUGGAGAGCAAAACCAGAGAGACGUGGAAGAAAAUGGAAGACAACCAUCAAAAUGGAUAGAAGAAUAACCAGAAUGGCAAAGGCUCAGCCAAUGAUCACCUCCAGGAUGAUCAAAGACAGUCUGGAGUUACCUGUAAGUACUGUGACAGUUAGAAGACGUCUGUGUGAAGCUAAUCUAUUUUCAAGAAUCCCCCGCAAAGUCCCUCUGUUAAAAAAAAGGCAUGUGCAGACGAGGUUACAAUUUGCCAAAGAACACAUCAACUGGCAUAAAGAGAAAUGGAGGAACAUUUUGUGGACUGAUGAGAGUAAAAUUGUUCUUUUUGGGUCCAAGGGCCACAGGCAGUUUGUGAGACGACCCCCAAAAUCUGAAUUCAAGCCACAGUACACAGUGAAGACAGUGAAGCAUGGAGGUGCAAGCAUCAUGAUAUGGGCAUGUUUCUCCUACUAUGGUGUUGGGCCUAUUUAUCGCAUACCAGGGAUCAUGGAUCAGUUUGCAUAUGUUAAAAUACUUGAAGAGGUCAUGUUGCCCUAUGCUGAAGAGGACAUGCCCUUGAAAUGGUUGUUUCAACAAGACAAUGACCCAAAACACACUAGUAAACGGGCAAAGUCUUGGUUCCAAACCAACAAAAUUAAUGUUAUGGAGUGGCCAGCCCAAUCUCCAGACCUUAAUCCAAUUGAGAACUUGUGGGGUGAUAUCAAAAAUGCUGUUUCUGAAGCAAAACCAAGAAAUGUGAAUGAAUUGUGGAAUGUUGUUAAAGAAUCAUGGAGUGGAAUAACAGCUGAGAGGUGCCACAAGUUGGUUGACUCCAUGCCACACAGAUGUCAAGCAGUUUUAAAAAACUGUGGUCAUACAACUAAAUAUUAGUUUAGUGAUUCACAGGAUUGCUAAAUCCCAGAAAAAAUUUUUUUUGUACAAAAUAGUUUUGAGUUUGUACAGUCAAAGGUAGACACUGCUAUUUUUUUGAACACACCCCUUUCAACUAAUUGCCCAAUUGCACAGCCUUAAGAGCGUGCAUAUCAUGAAUGCUGGGUCUUGUUUGUUUUCUGACAAUCUACUGAA